UGACUGCGACAUAAUUGGGCAUUGUCAAAAACAUACUCUACUCUGCAACGAAUAAAAUCCUCGCGGUUCUAAUCGGUAAUCUCAAGUCAGUAGUAUUUAAUGUGCGACGUAUAUGUUUACCACUAAUCAAUGUGUUUACAUACCCUAUGCGUGGCAUUAAACGCUUCGGAAGGCUUAUGUAAAUCAACUUGCGUAAAUAUAUCAGUUAUCAGAUCCUAUUCCACGAAUGUAUGAAACGAUUUAUAAGCAAUUUACUUCCUCGUUCGUGUCCAGUGGAGAUCUGACUUACAGACGUUUAUAUUUACUAUAAUACGUCUGACCAAAGUUUUACAAGUAGCUGAAGACCCACUUUGACGAUACUAAGGGGUACACAAACGUUCUCUUCAUAAAAAGGUCGAUACAUCUGUAGUCGCGAAGACGCUGGACGACCUGUAAAUAAAUCUUAAACGCACACACACAAACUGUGUAUACCCGGCGGAAUUGCCGAGAGGGCUAAUGCGUUUUUACUUCAGACUAUCUCCAGGACUCCGGGGGUCACUGGUUCGAGCCCUGUACUAACCCGCACCCGACGACCUCGGUCUAUGAGAUCAAUCUUUCCGGCACCAUGGAUAGGUAUACAGACACCUUUUCUACGUCAACAGUCAGCGAUAUACAAACGAAGGCACGUCGACGAACACGUAGAGAAGACCGAUCGCAUACACAGGCCAGUGAAAAAGCUCAGUCGAAACCUUCAGAUUUGGAAAAUAGUGAUGGUAGACCGGAUACAUCAAACGCUGCCGAUACUAGUUCACUGUCAAAAAACGUUUCUUUCGUGCCUUAUCCAUCUGCAGUGUAUCCCAACUACCAACCACCGACCGUUAAGAAUGAGGAAUUAUCGAUAAAAGCACUUAAAACAUUCUUCAGCAGGUUUGAAGAGAUGCAGCAGUUGGUUGGAGAUGCUAAACAGGAGAUGCAUAAUUUUUCCAGCUUACAAAACCCGAUGCAGGUAAAACGUCUGAAAGACAAAGCAACUAAACUGGAAGAAAAAAUGCUUGCUAUGGAGAAAACUCAUGCUGAUAAAAUCGACCACAUCGAAAAGGCAUACGAAGAUCUGAAACGAUCAAAAGAACAGAUUGAAUUCAAAAACGAUGAACUUAAGCUAGAACUGGAAAAAGCAAAACUUGCUAAUAAUGAAUUAGUAACACAAAAUAAUAAUAUUUCGUCAGAAAAUCGACUUAAUCAAAAAGAGCUGGCAAAAACAAAAAAUGACUUAAAUAAAGUGAAAGCGGAAUUGUCGCAAUCCAACUCUAGGUUAAGCAGACAAAUGAGCAACAGCCUGACAGAGAACAACCCACAAAUAGCUGAUCUCAGUGAUUCAAAUAGACCGUCAAAACUGGGAGAAAAACACUCGGAACUCUACGAUAACGAAUGGACAGAUGCAUAUGAAGUCCUUGAGCUCACUUGUGAAGGCGAACUGAACGCUAUUCAAAAACUUCUUGAAAUUCUGAUGGAUGUCGAUGAGUUUUGUAAAUCUAAAUCCGAAGAACAGAGUCUUCAGCUUAAACAAGUUUCCUUCAUGUCCAACGCGGAGCCGAGUAAUUUACCAGACGCACCUGAACUAAAGAAACAGAUGAAAGAGUUCAGAAAAUACACAGCAGAGCUCAGUGUCCAAGCGUUGUGCAAGGAGUAUACUCGAAAAACACAAUCAAAACAACGAGAACUCUUCGCUGAUCACAGGGUUUGUAAGUACAUAGACGGAUGUGUGAAGCUCUGCUGGUUGAUGAAUGCUCAUGAUCCUCCUGUUGUAUUCUCCCCUCCUUUAUCGCCGAAUUCAGAUUUUGACCUCAGCAUCUACAAAGCAUACACAGAGUCCGGAAGUAAGGUACAGUUUAUGGUCUGGCCGGCAUUGCAUCUACACGAAGGAGGUCCUAUCCUCGGGAGAGGCGUGGCUCAAGGGCGUUCACCAGUAGGCAAACAUAACAACAGGGCAUCCGCACAUAAGGCAACGAGCCAUUAUAACUCGCCAGGACGUCAGGAUUCGUCGUCUGAUUUGGGAAUAAACCCACAAAAAGCUCGGGAGGCUUGGGCUACGGAUGACCCAAAGCAAGGUUCGUUGAUAUCUGAUUUGGACAAGACACAAGCUUUUUUUAAAAGAGGCAAUGAUGCGACUGAGCGACAAACACAGAAGUUGCCAACAGAACCGGGAAGUAAUCAACAAUCUGCUCAACUAUUCCCCACAACAGAAGAUGGAAACUAUGGAAGUGAUGCCAAUGUUGGGCGUGAUGUAACAAACCAGUCUAAUACACGAAACGGGCGUUAUGUACCUGACCCUUUUGACCAACUUGCUGCAUUCGAUAAUCAGUCUUCCAACACGAGUACUCCCAAACUUACCAAGAUAACUGAUCAACCAACAAGACGCUCGAACGCAUUUAGCUCAUCCGUUACUGUUCCAAUGUCAACAUACGUUGUUGUCCCUUCUCAGCAUGACAUGGAACUAUUUUAUAGUUACAUGAGAUACGGUGAGUUGUCGUGUCGAAGUGUGUUAGGGGAAGCGACGUAUAACAAGUGUAUUAAUUAUUACAAUAAUGUCGUUUUGCGUAACCUUGGACAAUUUCGUACGUAAUUAGAAAUAUUUGUAAAUCUUAAUAAUUUUAAAUGGAAAAACGUGUGUCUCUUCAAAAGAGAAAGUUCGUUGAAAGCAGUCACGCAUGGUUAAACACAUUGAGCUCUUCGAAAAACUAGUAACAUUCAAAAAUUAACAGUCGCUAUUAUGCCACACUUGAGUGGCAUUUCUUUAAUAAUCUAAACCAUGUAAGGUGCCCCAAUAUUGUAUCACCAAAGGCGUUUCCAAUACCACACAUGUAAAUGCUUCUCCAUCAACAAGCUAAAGUUUGUAUUUACGGUGUGAUUUUGACUUACUACGCUCCUCAAAAUGCGAUGAAUUUAGGAGAAAUCCGAACCAAAAUUGUCUUUGAACUAUGGUGUAUCGUUUAAAUGUUGAUUUGAAUGUAUUUUAAGUUUUAUAACUGUAUAAAAUUAUUGAGUACGUGGCCUGUUGUUAAAAGAUUAAACUGGAUUUCAACAGUA
Messenger RNA from Dreissena polymorpha, 3066 nucleotides. RefSeq names its product myosin-8-like. Bases 605 to 2602 code for a protein of 665 amino acids. The transcript is spliced from 9 exons. The record is from RefSeq and is a predicted model, not a curated record. Lineage: Eukaryota; Metazoa; Mollusca; Bivalvia; Myida; Dreissenidae.